Messenger RNA from Callorhinchus milii (elephant shark), 782 nucleotides. It is a transcript of the gene tmed6, whose product is annotated as transmembrane p24 trafficking protein 6. The record is from RefSeq and is a predicted model, not a curated record. Lineage: Eukaryota; Metazoa; Chordata; Chondrichthyes; Chimaeriformes; Callorhinchidae. Gene Ontology annotation, cellular component: COPII-coated ER to Golgi transport vesicle; endoplasmic reticulum; Golgi apparatus. Gene Ontology annotation, biological process: Golgi organization; intracellular protein transport; endoplasmic reticulum to Golgi vesicle-mediated transport. The coding region runs from base 1 to 726 and encodes 241 amino acids. The transcript is spliced from 4 exons.
AUGUCUACAGCGGUUAUUGUGUUUGGGUAUUUGUGUUUUAUCCUGCUUACAAAUACAAAAUGUCAAAGGAUUGAGGCGAUGAGUGAUUCCAGUGACCCAGAUGUAUUCGGUGGCGCAGAUCAAUACGACUUCUCUAUCAUUGUUCAAGGAGGUGGACAGGAAUGUUUCUGGCAGUACGCGGAGCAGAUGGGAUAUUUUUACUUCAGCUAUGAAGUUCAGUGGGUGAUGGGAAUACAGAAUAGUAGAGCCAUCACCGUCUCAAUUAAUGCCCCGAGUGGAAGCUUGAUAGAUACAUCUGCUGAGGCAAGUGGGCAAAUCAACUUUAAAACCAAUGAGUCAGGGUUUUACCAGUUCUGUUUGAAUAACUUUUUGACCAGCUUUGGAUCGAAGCAGAUCUUUCUCAACUUCGGUGUUUACUAUGACAGAUUUGAUGACAAAAAAAGAGAAAAUCUAGAAAGAAUUGGAUUGAAUGACACAGUUUCUGCAAUUCGGGAAACGGCUAUGAAAGUGGAGAACUAUGUCUUCCACAUGUGGAGAUACUAUAACUUUGCCAGAAUGCGUAAAGGAGCCGAUUACUUUCUUGGUUUAGCAAACAAUAAUUAUGUGACCUGGUGGUCAUUAGCUCAGAGUGCAGUCAUUGUUUUAUCUGGUGUUCUACAAGUUUAUUUUGUGAAGCGCCUGUUUGAUGUGAAAAAUACCACUCCAACUUCAAAACCUAGAUGUUAGAUGAAGUUAUACUCCAAGAAUGUAAAGGUUUUCAGGUCAUUGCAAUAUUAAAAAAA